Messenger RNA from Clavispora lusitaniae ATCC 42720, 420 nucleotides. RefSeq names its product TRAPP complex core subunit (gene BET3). The record is from RefSeq and is a predicted model, not a curated record. Lineage: Eukaryota; Fungi; Ascomycota; Pichiomycetes; Serinales; Metschnikowiaceae. Gene Ontology annotation, cellular component: cytosol; cis-Golgi network membrane; TRAPP complex. Gene Ontology annotation, biological process: endoplasmic reticulum to Golgi vesicle-mediated transport; intra-Golgi vesicle-mediated transport.
AUGGGCUAUAACAUCGGCGUCCGCCUCAUCGAGGAGUUUUUGGCGAAGACAGGCGCCCAGCGCUGCGCCAACUUCAGAGAAACCGCAGACAUGAUCAGCAAAGUUGCCUUCAAGAUGUUUUUGAACAUCACGCCUGCCGUGGAGAGCUUUUCCGCCGACGGCAGAAGCUUUACGUUGGUGUUGACGGAGAACCCGUUGGCGGAGUUUGUGGAGCUUCCGGUGACACAGGACCCGAAGAUCCAGAAGGAGUUGUGGUACUCGCAAUUGUACUGUGGUGUUUUGCGAGGAGCGCUUCAGAUGAUCCAGCUCGACACAGACGUCUAUUUUGUUCGCGAUGUGCUCCGUGGCGACGAAAAGACCGAGAUCCGUGUCAAGUUGAACCGCAUUUUGAAGGAUGAGGUUCCAGCAGGCGAAGACUAG